Paecilomyces variotii is the source of this 1278-nucleotide messenger RNA. RefSeq names its product aspergillopepsin. Gene Ontology annotation, molecular function: glutamic-type endopeptidase activity. The transcript has a single exon. Gene Ontology annotation, biological process: proteolysis. The record is from RefSeq and is a predicted model, not a curated record. Bases 159 to 956 code for a protein of 265 amino acids. Lineage: Eukaryota; Fungi; Ascomycota; Eurotiomycetes; Eurotiales; Thermoascaceae.
CGAAGAGGCUAUAAAUUUGGCCUCCCCUCUCCCCAUUAUGUCUUUUCCUUUUCACAGCAGAUUCCCGUACAUUCCCUCGGGUUUUCGAUAAACUCUUAACCUCUCAACUUCAUAUCCCCCCCUAUGAAGAAGUGCCUGCUUCAUUAGAUCUCACGAAAAUGAAGUUCACCGCGGUCACCAGUCUAUUCAUUGCAGGCACUGCUCUUGCGGCACCCCUCACUACUGAACGGCACGCUCGCAAUGAAGCUCGUCAGGCUGAGAGACGUCGUACUAGCCCGCCGCUUUCUGCUGUCAACGGCCAGCAGCUGCAUUUCAAUGGUACCAAAAAUGUUGAAUACAGCUCAAACUGGGCCGGUGCCGUCCUGAUUGGAACCGGCUAUACGAAGGUCACAGGCACGUUCACGGUACCGACUCCAUCUGUUCCCUCGGGAGGUAGAUCAAACGAAGAGUACUGCGCCUCUGCCUGGGUUGGUAUCGAUGGCGAUACCUGCAGCACUUCCAUCCUCCAAACUGGUGUGGACUUCUGUGUCCAGGGCAGCUCUGUUUCAUAUGACGCGUGGUACGAAUGGUACCCAGACUAUGCCUACGAUUUCAGCGGUAUCUCCAUUUCGGCAGGCGAUGUCAUCACUGUUACAGUUGACGCGAGCAGCCCCAGCGCCGGCACUGCUACUGUUGAAAAUGUCUCGACUGGACAGACGGUUACCCACACCUUCAGCGGCGAGACAGAUGAGCUCUGCGAGUACAACGCUGAGUGGAUCGUGGAGGAUUUCGAGUCCAACGGCUCUCUUGUUCCCUUCGCUGAUUUUGGAACUGUCACUUUCUCUGGUGCUACUGCUACGGAUGAUGGUUCUACAGUCGGUCCUUCUGGUGCCACCAUCCUCGAUAUCGAGCAGAAUAACCGGGUCUUGACAUCCGUUUCUGUCGCCGGAAGCGAUGUCACUAUUACUUAUGAGUGAUCAAGUGCAGAUCACCUAUUGAGCAUUGGGGGACAUACUUGCAACAUGAGCAACGAUCGAGAAACUCGAAGAGAGGUCAAAUCCCUAUUUCUAUUGUUUGAAUUACUGGGUAAUUUGAUGUGGCAAAGCAUGAAUCUCUGCCCCUCUGCAAGGGUUUCGAUUAAGUUCUGUCUCUUUGAGAAAAUACUGUCAAACAUGUUUUACUUCUCGGUGUAGUUCAUUUCUGCGCAAUGGCCCCAUUCAGUGGGUGUAGAUGCAAAGUAUAUAUGUUAUUUUAAGUCAUGAAUAUAUUCCCAUUAGGGUUUUAAGCUGGAAUACCAUU